AUGGUUGUACGUUGUUCUUCUUCGAUGUGCCAAAACAAAAAAAACAAAACAAGAGACAUUGUUUACCAUAGAUUCCCAAAAAAUAUUGAUUUAUGUAAUAAAUGGGCAAAAUUAUGUCAUCGUUUCGAUUUGGUUGAUAAUGCAUAUGGCAAGUGUAACAACUCUCAAAGAUUAUGUUCCAUACAUUUUGAACCACAUUGUUACUCAUCUACUGGUAAACUCUGUGAUCGUGCUAUACCGAGCAUAUUUAGUUGGACUGUAAAAUGUGCUGGAACUGAUCAUCAAAAACAUACAUCAAGUACAAAUAUUUGUGAAAUGUCUGCAUCACAAAAUAUUGUUGAAAAUGACAUUUUGGACUUGCCAGAUGAAGAAUGCAGUUUAGUAAAUACUUCUGAAAUCAAUAGAGAAUAUACUAUCUCAUCAUUACCCGACUGUGCAGAAAUUAGUAAUAUAUCUGGUAUCAGUAGAGUGGCAUGUUCUUCAUCAAUAACAGAAGAUCAACUAUCACAAUCAAUAUAUUCCAGUGGUUCAACACAAACUCCUCAAAUAUUAUCACGACAUACACCAAGAAAAGAGAAAUUGAAAGAACAGUUAAUAACCCAAAAACAAAAGUAUGAAAAUCUCCAAACUGAGUUUAACAAAUUACAAAAGGAAUUGAGUAAUGCUUCUAGUCUAUCUAAUUUUAAGUUAAUGUGUGAUAACUUUUUGAGUCCUGAAAUGUCAAAUUUUGUUAAAUUAAAUUUAAAUAUGGAAAAUAGAUAUGCUGAUGAAUUCAAGCAAUUUGCUUUGACUAUAUGUUUCUUUGGACCAAUAGUUUAUGAAUAUUUAAAGCCCACUUGGGGUCUUCCUAAUAUUGAAAUGCUACAAAGGGUCAGUGAGCGCUGGGAAAUCAAUGCAGGUUUCAAUCAGUUUGUAUUUGAAGUAUUGAAGUUAAAAUCGGAACAUAUGUCUAAUGAAUCAAAACAAUGUGUUAUGUGCAUUGAUGAAAUGUCACUUAAAUCUUUUGUUUACUAUCAUACAAAAAAAGAUGUAAUUCACGGCUUUCAUGAUACUGGAUUAAUAAAAACUGAUGAAUUGGCUAAAUCUGUCAUGGUGAUCAUGAUCAGAGGUUUAAAUGACAAAUGGAAGCAACCAUUAGCAUUUUAUUUUGUUAGCACUAGCUGUGUUGGCGAUGAUUUAAAAAAUAUAAUAUUUAACUGUAUUAAUACAUUAGAAAAAAUUUCAUUUAAUGUUAAAGUUUUAAUUUCUGACCUUGGUUCCAACUUUAAACGUUUUGCAACAACAUUAGGUAUAUCUCCUAGUAAACCAUACUUCAAUGUAGGUACUAAAGAGAUUAUCUUUAUGUUUGAUCCCCCACACUUGUUGAAAGCUACAAGAAAUAAUUUUUUUUCAUAUAAAUUUCAAUCUGGUAAUAAAGUAGCAGAAAAAGUUCACCUUCAAACCUUAUUUAACUUUGAAAAAAAUUCCACUACACGCCUUGCUCCAAAAUUAACUGAAAUCCACUUAAAUCCUAACUCAUUCCAAAAGAUGCGGGUGAAAUAUGCUUCUCAAGUAAUGAGUCACACAGUUGCUGUUAGUUUAGAAACUUUGUUGUGUUUAGGAGUAUUGCCAUCAACAGCUCAAGGUACUAUAGAUUUUAUCGAUUCCAUGAAUAAGUUGUUUGAUUUAUUUAAUUCUCGUUCAUCUACUAAUGAACAAUCAGAAGUUUAUCAUGACGUCGAACCAUUCAAUUCACCAUUCAAAAAUUUAAGUUUUCAAGCUGAUUUUUUAAGUAAAAUGUCAGAAUACUUCUCUAAUUUAAAAAUUUUAAAACUUAAUACAAUAACUAAUACAUGGGAUAAUGUUAUUAAUACUUAUAAUAUAAUGUUUGUCCAUGGUUGGUUAGUUUCAAUUGCAGGCUUACUUCGACUUCAUAGUAAUUUAUCAAAAGAAAACAAUAAAGUUCAGACAAUUUAUACAAGCAAACUUAACCAAUAUUGUUUAGAAAACUUUUUCGGUAUAAUUCGAACUCAAAAUGGUAACUGUAUAAAUCCUACUCCAAUUCAGUUUAAAAGAACUUUUAAGAAGCUUUUUAGUCUUAAUUAUUUUCAACAUUUAGAAAAUGCUAAUUGUAUCGAUGAUGUGGAUAGUAUGUUGGCAAAUUUAGAUGAUGAUUCCUUAUCAAAGGUACAAUUAUUAAUUACUGGAAAUAAUCCAAUAAUAAAUGUCCAAGCACUGCCUGUUGAAAACACAAUAUAUCAAAAUUUAGAAUUACCAGAGCAAAAUGCUUUCAAAUACAUUUGUGGCUUUUUAUUGAGUAAAUGCUUAAAGUAUCACAAUUGUGAAAAAUGCUUUGAAUAUGCACAUUCAUCAACACACCUCACAGAUAAUAAACUUUUUAUAAACUUUGAAUCACUCGCUGUUGACUCAGACUCACUAUUUGGUAGUUCGGUAAUGCAAGGUUCUGAUUUUUUUCAAUACAUUUUUCAAUUGGACAACGUUUUUAAUACAUUUUUUAAAAAAAUUAUGCUGGAGGAACAUGUUGGGCAGAAAUUAAAAGAUAAAAUGAUCAAUUAUAUUUUUUUCGCUCAUCCGUGUGAUAAUUUCCCAAAUGAAUUUUUAGUAAACCUUUUUAUAAGAUUUAAAAUUUAUGGUACACUGACACAUACAAAUAAAUUUCAUCACAACACCAGAUCAAACAAAGGCUGUAGAAAAAUAAAAAUAUUGUCGAACCUUUAA
Macrosiphum euphorbiae (potato aphid) is the source of this 2718-nucleotide messenger RNA. The record is from the annotation of a GenBank genome assembly. NCBI's taxonomy places the organism in Eukaryota, Metazoa, Arthropoda, Insecta, Hemiptera, Aphididae.